CUUAGCCUUUUUAUCAGGUGAAAAUAUCAAAUUUUGGGGGUUGAAACUGCUUACUUCACACUUCACAAACAGGAAAUGAAAGUUUUAUUUUUAUUUUUUUUCACCCCCACUCUAUGAAUUUCCUGGCUCCGCCACUGUUUACGGCCGAUCGGAAGCAUCGUCCACCUCUCUCCUUCUUCUUGUCUCCCUACUGCCGUAAGGCUUGAUACAAAAUUGUAUCAACUGGUGCUCUCAUUGAUGUACUCAUGGCUGAUUCCGGAACCCCUUUUGAUUCCUUCACUCUCGCCGAUAUCAUGGGUGCUAUCGCGGAAUUGCGGAUUGAUUUGCAGACCACCAAAACGAGGGUGGUAGAACUGGCUGUGGCCAAUCGGCCAGGCACAGAACCCCAACGUCGUUGUCUGGCGCAGUUUACUCUGGGGUGGCGGCCUCCUCCUUCACACAUGACACCACCCACACUCGAACCCGCUCCACGGAUGCGGGUGGAUGCUCCUCGUUUCUCCGGUGAGGAUCCGACGGGCUGGAUUUUUAAGGUACAAAAAUACUUUGAUUACUUCCUCACCCCGGAACCGGAGCGGUUACAAUUGGUCGCCAUGCUCAUCGACCACCCCGCGUCGGAAUGGUUUCAUUAUUUCCAAGCCAAUAAUCCCAGGGCAACUUGGCCCGAGUUCUUGGAUGCGGUACAACAACGUUUUGAUUCAAGCUAUUAUGAGAAUUAUAUUGGAGUGUUAUCUAAGUUAUCACAGACCUCUUCUGUUAUGGACUAUCAAUCGGCUUUCGAAACCAUUCUCAAUAAGGUUUCGGGGGUACCCGAGGCAACUCUUAUUGCCAUGUUCAAUGCCGGGCUCAAGCAACCGGUGCGCCGCGAGGUAAAUUUACAGAACUCAUCCACCCUCGCUUCUGCUUUUGCCCUUGCCAGAGAGCUGUCGACGUGUCAUGAAGAGGCCGCGGCAUCCUAUACUGCCAGCCCCACCCCACGGAAACCCCAGAUCACAGGCCAUCCGGGGGACAAGUCUCCUCUCCCAGUGGUUCGUUUGUCGCUAGCCGAAAAGACGGAGCGCAAUAAGAAAGGGCUCUGUUGGUACUGCGAUGAAAAAUGGGUACCUGGCCAUAAUUGUAAACACCGUUUUUUGGUUCUUAUGGGCCCCGAUGAUGACGACGAGAUUAGCGGCGAUCUCCCCACAUCCAAUCUGAUCGAGGAUACAAUCACAGGGGAUGUUUCGAGCAUAUUAUCCUUGGCAGGCAGUCCUCGAUCGUUGAACAUGGCCGGCUCUAUCAAUGGUGUGGCCGUUCAAGUGUUGCUGGAUGGGGGCAGUACCCACAAUUUUUUACAUCCUGCGGUGGCCGAACGGUUGGUGUUAGUUAUACAUCCUACCCCGGCUUUUUGCGUCUACGUGGGUAAUGGUGAUUCGUUACAUUGCGCCUAUUCUUGCCCGCAGACCCCUUUAUCCCUACAAGGCCACGUUUUUGAGGUGGACCUUUAUGUUCUUUCUAUUCACGGGCCAGAUGUAGUGCUCGGCGUUCAGUGGCUUCAGACACUCGGCAAAAUAUCUCAUGAUUAUUCGGAGAUGACCAUGGAAUUUACUUGGCAGGGCCGUACUAUUACCCUGCGCGGUGACACCCCUACUCCACGUCCCAUGUCCUAUAGUCAGUUCUGUGCCCUUGCCACAUCCCCAGAGCCAUGUGAUUAUUAUGAGAUUGUCGCUGCAUCUCCUACUUCCGCCGCACAGGGGGCACUGGCCGAGCACAUCCAUGACGACGUACCGAGGCCUAUCCGGGAUAUUUUAGCCGACUUUGCAGCAGUUUUUGGCCUGCCCAGCCCUAAGGACAGAGAAUUCCUCUUUGCCGGACCUAUGGCCAUACACACGGCAGUUCAAGCUGGGUCAGCACCACCACAUAUCUCAGUUCAUGAUGGGAUCCUUUACUACGACCACCGUUUGUACAUCAGCCCCGAGUCGCCUCUUUGCCUACAACUACUCCAUGAGUUUCAUGCCACACCAACAGCCGGGCACCAGGGCGUCGACCGCACUUUUCGCCGCUUAGCUGCUAUUUUCUUUUGGCCGGGCAUGUGCCGAGCGGUGCGGCAGUUUGUAGCCUCCUGUACGAUCUGUCAAGCAACCAAAUAUUCAACUCAAAAACCCGGGGGACUCCUUCGACCAUUGCCCAUCCCCGACCGGGUUUGGGAAGCGGUGUCAUUGGAUUUCGUGACGGGCUUACCGCCGUCCAAAGGGUUCACUGCUGUCUUGGUAGUCGUCGAUCGGCUGAGUAAAUACGUCCACUUUGGGCCACUCCCAACAGGGUUUGAUGCUCCUCGGGUGGCGCUCUUGUUUGUUGAUAUCGUUGUCAAACAUCAUGGGUUUCCCCGUUCUUUGGUGUCUGAUCGUGACCUGGUUUUCAUGAGCAACUUUUGGAAGGAACUUUUGCGGCUGAGUGGGACCUCCUUGAAGUAUUCAACAGCCUAUCACCCACAGACCGAUGGCCAGACCGAAAGUCUCAACCGCCAUCUCGAGCAAUACCUGCGGACUUUUGUUUCUGAACGACCAUCCAGAUGGGUAGUGCUUUUACCAUGGGUAGAAUUGGCUAUUAAUUGUACCUAUAACGAGGUACCUGGGGUCUCUCCGUUCGAAGUUCUCUAUGGCAGAUCACCGACAUCCCUUUUUCCCACACUGUCAGUCCGUGCUCGGGUACCCGCGGCCGAGGAAUUAUUGCGUGAGCGGGCUGCCCUCUUGGAGGAUUUGAAGCUUCAAUUGAAGAAAAUGCAGCAGCGGAUGGGCGCACAAGCUAAUCAUCACCGGCGGGAGGUGGUAUUCAACGUCGGCGACAUGGUGCUCCUUCGGCUACAACCCUAUCGCCAACACUCCUUGGCACGUCCUGGUUCGUCCAAAUUAGCGAGGCGUUUCUACGGGCCCUUUGAAAUUUUGGAAUGGCGGGAUGGCGGGACCGUGCUGCCCUCCUUACCUCUGGAAUUCGUCAAAGGCCGACCACUGUCCACCCCAAUCGCAGCUUGGGAUAGGCGGCAGGUGCUUGUCAAUGGGGCGCCACGAGAGGAAUGGCUCGUCCAGUGGUCGGAUGGCACACUAGCAGAAGCUACUUGGGAGCCGGCUCAAGAACUCAUCACUGCAUUUCCAGAUUUACGCCUUGGGACAAGGCUAUGGCUAAGCGGGGGGAGUUGAUACGGGCCCAAACGUGGAUGGGUCAGGCAACGAACACGCUAAACGUCCAACUAACGAGCAAGGCCUACCAACGGGGGAGUCGGACGUGGCGAAUGCGAACAACACCAACGAGACUUCUACUUCGAGCCGACCGCGUCGUAACUUUGGGCCACCCCAACAUUACCGAGAUUAUGUUUAGUUAUUUUCUCUUUUAUUUAUUGUAACGUAGAUUUUUCCUAGGUGAGAAUUUAUAAGCUCCUUCGAGGGUUUCUUUUCGGUUCUUUACCUCGAUGCAUUUUUUGAACCGACAGGGUAGAACUAAUAUUA
Messenger RNA from Cuscuta campestris, 3476 nucleotides. The record is from the annotation of a GenBank genome assembly. NCBI's taxonomy places the organism in Eukaryota, Viridiplantae, Streptophyta, Magnoliopsida, Solanales, Convolvulaceae.